AUGGCACCCACACAAUUGGAUAUAAAAGUUAAGGCCUUGAAGAGGCUGACCAAAGAGGAAGGUUAUUACCAACAAGAACUGAAAGAUCAGGAAGCUCAUGUGGCAAAACUUAAAGAAGAUAAAUCGGUUGAUCCAUAUGAUUUAAAGAAACAGGAGGAGGUCCUGGAUGACACAAAAAGAUUGCUACCUACUUUAUAUGAAAAGAUCAGACAGUUUAAAGAGGAUUUGGAGCAAUUUCUAAAAACUUAUCAAGGUACCGAAGAUGUAGGAGAUGCAAAAUCUGCUAUUACUUCUGCACAGGAAUUACUGGCUUCUAAAUAA
Saccharomyces paradoxus is the source of this 321-nucleotide messenger RNA. RefSeq names its product Rbl2p (gene RBL2). Gene Ontology annotation, biological process: post-chaperonin tubulin folding pathway; tubulin complex assembly. Gene Ontology annotation, cellular component: microtubule cytoskeleton; cytosol. The transcript has a single exon. Bases 1 to 321 code for a protein of 106 amino acids. The record is from RefSeq and is a predicted model, not a curated record. Gene Ontology annotation, molecular function: beta-tubulin binding. NCBI's taxonomy places the organism in Eukaryota, Fungi, Ascomycota, Saccharomycetes, Saccharomycetales, Saccharomycetaceae.